GCCACAGAUAGCUGUCCGAUUGCUGGCCCAUAAGAUCCAGUCUCCGCAGGAAUGGGAGGCAGUCCAGGCCCUGACGCUAUGGACAGAAGCGUGAACCUUGAGUCAGAGAAACUUUCUGUGGGCCUCGCUUUCCUCAUCCGUGAAAUCUGAGGGCAGAACCGUGCAGGAAGGCAUCUGGGUUUGUCUUGCUGUCCGCGCUCCUUCAGUCCCCGCUGAGCUUCCCCAGAAGAGUUGUGUGAUUUGAGGGACGCGGGAUGUCAGGGAUCCUGUUGCCCCGACGCUUCUCAGCUGUGCCCACAGCUCUUAUCAGUUCCUUCCUUAGGUGCUGGAGGCGUGUAUGAAGAAUUGUGGGCGGAGGUUUCAUAACGAAGUGGGAAAGUUCCGGUUUUUGAAUGAGUUAAUCAAAGUCGUCUCUCCAAAGUACCUUGGGGACAGGGUGUCUGAGAAAGUGAAGACCAAGAUUAUUGAGCUGCUUUAUAGCUGGACGUUGGCCCUGCCAGAAGAAUCAAAGAUCAAGGAUGCCUACCACAUGUUGAAGAGACAGGGCAUAGUGCAGUCUGACCCACUGAUCCCUAUGGACAGGACACUGAUCCCCUCUCCUCCACCUCGUCCCAAAAACCCUGUUUUUGACGAUGAGGAGAAGUCCAAGCUUUUAGCCAAGUUGUUGAAAAGCAAAAACCCUGAUGACCUGCAAGAGGCCAACAAGCUCAUCAAGUCCAUGGUGAAGGAAGACGAGGCGCGGAUCCAAAAGGUGACCAAGCGUCUGCACACUUUAGAAGAGGUUAAUAACAACGUGAAGCUGCUCAGUGAGAUGCUGCUUCAUUACAGCAAAGAGGAGUCUUCAGAGGCAGAUAAAGAGCUCAUGAAGGAGCUGUUUGAUCGGUGUGAGAACAAGAGGCGGACAUUAUUCAAACUAGCCAGCGAGACAGAGGACAAUGACAAUAGUUUAGGGGACAUCCUACAGGCCAGUGACAAUCUCUCCCGGGUCAUCAACUCAUAUAAAACAGUCGUUGAAGGGCAGGUCAUCAAUGGUGAGGUGGCCACCUCAACCAUGCCCGACUCUGAGGGAAACCAGCACUCCGAUAACCAAGGCACUCUCAUUGACCUGGCGGAGUUGGAUGCACCAAGCAGCUCGUCCCCAGUGUUGGCCCAAGCACCCGCGGCCCCCUCCUCCGGCAUCCCUAUCCUCCCUCCACCCCCUCAGACCUCAGGACCUGGGCGCAGCCGCUCGUCCAGCCAGGCCGAGGCCUCCCCAGGGCCCAACACUAGCAAUGCCCUCUGCUUGCUGGAUGAGGAGCUGCUCUGCCUGGGCCUCACUGACCCAGCCCCCAGUGCCCCUCCCAAAGAGUCAGCUGGAAACAGCCAGUGGCCCCUGUUCCAGAACGAACAGCCGGACCUGGACUUCUUCAGCCCCAAACUUGGGACUGCUGGCUGUAGCCCCUCAGAUGGGCCUGACCUCCCGUCCUCAGCAGCCCCCACAGGCAACUCCCAGGCUCCACUGCCACCCCCCUUCCCAGUUCCCGUGGUCCCAGCCAGCGCUUCUGUUUUGUUCCCCACUGGACUGGCCCCAGCCUCAGCUCCAAAGGCCGAGCCCACGGUCCCCGGGUACCAUCACUCAGCUUUGGGCGACAGCACCCUACACCAGCUGGAUGCCCUCGAUCAGCUUCUAGAAGCCAAAGCGACCUCAGCCCUGGUGAAACCUGUCUCCUCCAGCUUCUUCCCUGGGGCUGCCACCUCCCCUCUGAUCCCCACCACCUCAGCUAGGCCUCUCCUGCCCUUCUCCACUGGGCCUGGCAGCCCUCUCUUCCAGCCACCUGUUUUCCCGUCCCAGGGCAGCCCCAUGAAGGGGACUGAGCUUUCCCUGGCCAGUGUCCAUGUCCCCCUGGAAUCCAUCAAGCCUAGCAGUGCCCUUCCUGUGACAGCCUAUGAUAAAAACGGCUUCCGCAUCCUCUUCCACUUUGCCAAGGAAUGUCCGCCCGGACGGCCCGACGUGCUGGUGGUGGUGGUGUCAAUGCUGAACACGGCUCCCUUGCCUAUCAAGAGCAUCGUGCUGCAGGCUGCAGUGCCCAAGUCAAUGAAAGUGAAGUUACAGCCACCCUCUGGGACAGAACUCUCUCCAUUUAGCCCCAUCCAGCCACCUGCAGCCAUCACCCAGGUUAUGCUGCUGGCCAAUCCACUGAAGGAGAAGGCAAGGCUUCGGUAUAGGCUGACCUUCGCCCUGGGGGAGCAGCUGAGCACGGAGGUGGGUGAGGUGGACCAGUUCCCUCCUGUGGAGCAGUGGGGGAACCUAUGACCCCAGAGGAUGCCGUCAUCUCCACUUUGAAACCCAAGCAGGCUGCCCCAAGACGGGAGGGCUCUCCUGGUCCAGUCAUUCUCCAUGUCCUGACUGCAGUACUUAGAGCUUUGGUAUGGAACAGGAGCCCUGGGCAUUGCUGCCAGGAGCUGAGCUGCUGCUGUGAUGGUCUCUUAUCCUUUGGCCCCUUAAAAGGACCUGUUUCUUUCUACCUGUGUGACUUGAAGUGGCCAUGUACUGUUGGGUGGGAUGUGGCCCCAGACUCUGCACUGCUGCCCUGGGAACACGGACCCAAGGCUGAAGUAGGUUUUUCCCCUGAUGCCUCGAGGGAGUAGGUCUCUAAAGAGACUUGGGGUCCUUCCUUAAGGACCAUGUCCUCAUGUCCCCCAUUGCUACUCUGUGCUUCCCCUGCUGGCAGGCUCCUACUCCUACCUCCAGGGAGGUGGGCAAAGCCCAGUUGUCCCAGAUGGGCCUGGGCACAAGAGGACUUGGUGUGCUUGCCUUCCAUGGGCGUCAUUCUGAAACGACCACUGGAUGAUGAGUAUGUGCUUGUCCCUGGCGGUGGCAGGCUGUGUCCUAUGGACAUCUCACCAGGAUGUGGCUCUCAGCCUAUUAGAAACAGAGCUUGGCCUCAGGGCAGCCUACACUAAAGGACAGGAAAUAAACGGGAAAGAACCAGUGUUUCCCCUCUGGAAGCAGGUACUCAGAGCUUCCGGAGAAAGUGUGCCUCCCAGUGUGGGAACAGGCCACCCCACUCACUACCUCUUGCUUGGCAUGAAAUAAACUGCUGUAUUGCCCUUCGAGUCUCUGAAGGGGAGGACAGCUCCUGCCACCCUCUGUGUCCUGCUUUGGCCUCCCCACUCCAUGCCCGAGAUGGCCCAUGGUAUGGCAUACAGUCAGGAACAGGAGGCCUCAGGGUGAGGUAAACUGCACCAGACUUAAGUCCUUACCUGCUGCCCAGAAACUGUCCUCAGCUGCUGAGGGUACUGUCAGCAAGAUGUCGGGUCUAGAGGUGGUGAGAUUAGGGGCCACACUUGAAUUGAAUCACCAGAACUUACUGCUUCAACAGUGCUCAGCCCCAGCUAGCUUGUGCCAGACUCCAAAGCCUCACAGGGCAACAGGAAAGUGAGAACCACCAACUGGCGAAAGAGCACCGCGCUCAGCUGGAUGGGCUCAGCACCAUCUCCAGGAGAAGGUGGCACAGGCGACAUUCCCUGAUCCCUCCCUCUUCCUUGCCAGGGUUCCUUAUCAAGAGGUCAUCUUCCCCUUCUCUACCAUCUUUAGCAAGCAGGUUUCACUGCUUUAUUAGGUCGAAAGUGAAUUGAUUUCACUACUUAAGGAAUAAAUCUAAGAGCUUUCCAGAGACCGGCUGCUACAGCCCUGGGAAGAUCUCUAGGAUUACUACAUGGAAAUGUAUCUUUACGAUAAGCUUUAGACAUUAAAAUUAUUUAUGAGUGUUACUCGUUACUGUUGAGGUCACUGUUUUGUGACAAACAGCUCUACUGGAUAUACCAACUCUGCCGCCCUUGUUUUGCUGCAUGUUAAAUAAAAUCAUUUUGACCCCA
Molecule: messenger RNA, 3858 nt
Organism: Pteropus alecto (black flying fox)
Lineage: Eukaryota; Metazoa; Chordata; Mammalia; Chiroptera; Pteropodidae
Gene: GGA3
Product: golgi associated, gamma adaptin ear containing, ARF binding protein 3
Exons: 16
Coding region: 338-2293 (651 amino acids)
Biological process (GO): vesicle-mediated transport; intracellular protein transport
Cellular component (GO): trans-Golgi network
Molecular function (GO): ubiquitin binding; small GTPase binding; phosphatidylinositol binding
Source: RefSeq, a predicted model, not a curated record